AUGCCGCCUAGAAAACAAGCAAAUUAAAAAGCAGCUGUCUAAACCCAAUCGGCAAGUGCAAGUAUUCAAAUAAGUGAUACUUCACUUUUGGGUCUUCCCAAUGCAAACGAUGAAACCAUGAAUAAAAUCAAGAGUGAGGUAUCGACGCAGUUGAGUGUCAAACACAACAUGGUGGGAGCAGAUGCCAUUGUCGAGUAAGAAUAAUGCCAGUUCAUAUUAGAACUUAUUGAUUUUCACCAACUAUUCAUUCAAGAUGAUGUUAAUGAAUUGAAAUAUAGUUAUAUUCUAACUUUGGUGAAGGAAGACAUCCAGAGAUCAGAGCUGAUUAGUUAAUUAUAAGAGUUAUUUGGAGAAGGAACUAAGAGUUUUGUCGAUUGGCUUUUCACAGAUAUCGCACCGAAAUACUCCGCUCAGGUUGCUAAAUAAGCUUCUCUAAUCGAUGAAUUUAAUGACCAAAACAAUGACUUUAAUGAGGAACUUAGGCAAAUGGAGUAAUAGCAAAGGCUUUCCUCAUUAGUAGGGGCAAAAGGAGAGUCUAUUGAUAAAAAAGCAGAUAUUACUAACAUAGCUGGAGCUGGAGGCAAACUCAUGAUGAGAGCUUGCCAAGAUGCCACAAAUUCUACUACAAAAGUGAACGGAGAUAAACCAUAAAUCAAUCAACAGCAAUAAGCACCUAAAAGGAUUAUAAAUCUCGAGAGAGAUAAGAAUGAUAUCAGAUCUAGCAAUACUGAGGGAAAUGCAACCACUACAGGAGAUGUUUUCGACCGAUUAAAGAAGCGCCCUCUAGGUGAUAGAUAGAGUGCUCACUUAGACAUGGAUCUUGAAUCAUUGAUAAAAAAAGAGGGAAUAAAAAAGGCCGGCUAUGGUGGAAACAACCGUGAAGAGGACAUACACAAGAGAAUAAAAAAGGGUCAUGUUGGCAAGCCCAACUAGAGGCCAUUAGAAGAAGUCAAGAUCGAUCCCUCAAGCACCUUAAUUGAUUUAAAUCAACAUAAGAACAACAUUCGUUUGAGAUAAUAAGAGAUCUAAGAGCAAGAUGAGAAGAAGCGCAUAAGAUGCAGACAUUUUCCUAAUUGCAAAAACACUGAUGAAGAAUGCCCUUACCAUCAUCCUAAGGAGUUAUGUGAAUUUUUCCCUAAAUGCACAUUUGGUGAAAAAUGCUUGAACCUUCAUCCUGAUAUUGAAUGCAAAUUUGGUUUGAAUUGCACCAGAUAGAAUUGUUCAUAUAAACAUCCUAAGGGAAGAGCACUAGGAGGUGGAAUGAAUUCAGCAGCAUUACAGAAAACUUUAGGACUAUUGAUGAUGGCUGGUAUGGGAGUCAUGGGGGGUAAGCCCAAGAGCAAAAAAUAUAAAUAAGGAUAAGAAUCUGGAAAUCCAGAUGGAGACGUAGGCUAAUCUAAUGAUCAAGCUACAGUCGAUAAUGCAGAAGCACAGUGA
Messenger RNA from Stylonychia lemnae, 1437 nucleotides. The record is from the annotation of a GenBank genome assembly. NCBI's taxonomy places the organism in Eukaryota, Ciliophora, Spirotrichea, Sporadotrichida, Oxytrichidae.